GAUUAAAAUUAGCAUAACUAACGUUCUCGUGUCAAUCGAGAGUUAAAAAAAAAAAAAAAAAAGUGACAAAGCUCCUUUAAUUAAACUUUAAAAUAAAAAAAAAGGAUUUGAAUGGCACAGUUGCUGUAAUUUUCAGUGCAAAAAUGGCUUGCAUGAAUUUCAUCAUUUUAAAGGUUAACGGAAUUGAUGUUAGUAGUUUUCCGCAUGAGGAUGCUGUGCAAGUAUUUUUAUCGGCGCCCGAACCAAUUGUGGUAGAACUUAAACGGAGAACGCCCUCAAAUAGUGAUACGCAAAGUAGUUUGAACAGCAGCACAACCAGCUCGAGUCGAAGUAGUGAUUCGCCGACGAGUGAUCAUCCCGAUGAUGAAUGUUUGCCGCCCGAUAUUGACAUUGAGGAAAUCACCCUUCGCAAGACAAAAAGUGAAGAACGCAUCGGUCUAACUGUCAGUUACAGCUCCGCAAACGGUUCGGGCUCUGAUGACACCGAAACCUGCACCGAGGUCUUCAUCACAGACAUCAUUCCCGAAAGUGUUGCAUUCCGCGACGGGCGUUUGCGACAAGGCGAUCAAAUUUUGCAAGUAAAUGGGCGUGAUGUCACCACAAAAGACGAGACAGAGUCACUUUUCGCCGAAAAUCGGAAUGCUGUGACACUGCUCGUGAGUCGUUGUUUGUAUUCCGACGACGAUUUCUUCGAGGAAGAUUUUCCGCCUCCUCCGCCGCCCGAAGAAACGGCUGUAGAUCAAACAGAUUCGAAUCGCCUGUCGAACGGGAGCCUUAUUUUGUCGCAAGACGAUCCGUUGCAUCACAAAAACAUCAAAGCGCAAAUGGAGAUGAUGAAUCAGGAAAUUGCCGCCUUGGAUCAUCGUGUCGAAAAUGCAUUCCUCGUCAAGCACGAUCUUCAGACGUAUCGUCAACCCGUGGAUUCGAGUGACGGCGAUGCUUCCGUUGUCGAUCAAAAGUUGUCAAAACUCCAAAUUUCCUCGAACGGCAGAAAACCUCCGCAAUUUCCGCAUAUUCCGGCACCGCCUCCAAUUGACAGCGACACGGAACACAUUUACGAGACAAUUCCCGAAGACUCGGAGUCGGAGCCGAUUUAUUGUUCGCCCUACGAGUCGAGUGACCAAAGCAUCGUCGAACAAUGGCUCAAGAUGAAUGGCAUCAAUAACAACCAAAAGCAGGUUUUGUUGAAGAAAAUUGCCACAAAUGGCGGCACGGGAAUUAAACAAUCGCCGUCGCAAGAGACAAAAUCCUGGCAGAAAACGACAAAAAGUAACUCGAGUGGCGAAGAGCAUGAAAAUAGCUCGAGUGCUUAUAAUACGGGCGGGUCGUGCAACAGCAACAAUCAUCUUACGUUGGAGCUGAAUUUCAGUCCUGACAAGGAUAUGAGUCGAUCGACGAUGGUUUUGUGCCCGCAAAAGGAGGCGAAAGUGUCGCAAGAUGCCGCCAAGGAUUGCAAACAGUGCAUUAAGCAUCGCAGCAGUUCGAAGGAAAAGUCGCCGAAACACGCGAAAUCUUUUGUGAUGUCAAACUCUACAAGUCAAAGGUUAACUAGUCCAAGUGCGUCGAAUUUUGUGCAUCCACAGAGCACGUCGUUGCCUGGUACGCCAAUGUCGCCAACAGGCCCAGAUUUCAAAGAUAAAUUACCAAAAAAUAGUCUCAACUCGGCAUCUGUUGCUUCCUCGACGAUGUACACGAAUAUGGCAAAUCUCCAUCAAACGAUGCUCCUGCAGCAAAAAAUGUUCCGACAAGCGAUGGUGCAACAAAACACGAUGAGCAACACUAAACAUUACACGGCACCCAAUUUAAGUCAAUAUCAAUUCGUCAGUGGACAACAAACAUAUCGCACGAGUUUACAGCCCCGCACAAACGAAGAAAACAUGGUCUGGAAAGUGAAAAGACGUCAAGAUGGCACGCGUUACAUUGUUCGUCGUCCCUGCAAUCGCAGCAAAGUCUUACGGGAACGCGCCAACAAAAUCGCCGAAGAACGAAAUGAACUCACGACAGAAGAUGACACCGUUUCGGAGAUCAAACUCGGGCGUUUUUGGCCCAAAGAAGAUCGCAAAAAGCACUUGGAAAAGGCAAAAGAACGUCGAACGCGACAAGAAGCGAUGAUCGCUGCAAAAAAUCAACAAUUAGCGGAACAACAACAUCCCGCGACAAAUGGCCUACCGCCAACCAUUCCAAAGAGCAAAUCAGCAGAAACGCAUCGCAAGCCAUCGACGAUCAAGAGACAAACCAAAAAUGGAGAACCGGAAAAACCUCCUGCGUUACCGCCGGCAAAUGGAACUGUCAAAGGAGGAAUUUUGUCAGUGACAACCGUGUAAAAAAAAAGAUCUUUUUAAAAAAACUCAAAGAGUUGCAAGAAAAAAAAACAUAAAUUUUAAUGUGAUAGAAAAGUAGAAGAUAAACUUUGUUGUCUAUAUAGGACCGUUAUUUAUAGGAAAAAAAAAAUAAAAUAAAUAAAAAUUACUUAGAUGAGAUUCCUUCAAAAUCUCAAGAAAAAGUGGUUAAUGUACUGUAUAAAUAAAUAUUUAAAAGAUUUUUGCUACAAUUAAAAUAUCAAAAAAAAAAUU
Culicoides brevitarsis is the source of this 2573-nucleotide messenger RNA. It is a transcript of the gene Slip1, whose product is annotated as E3 ubiquitin-protein ligase PDZRN3. NCBI's taxonomy places the organism in Eukaryota, Metazoa, Arthropoda, Insecta, Diptera, Ceratopogonidae. The record is from RefSeq and is a predicted model, not a curated record. The coding region runs from base 144 to 2324 and encodes 726 amino acids. Gene Ontology annotation, molecular function: protein binding. The transcript has 6 exons.